GCUGGAAUGUGGAUCAACAGUGUCUUGUGUCUCCAGUUGCAUUUGGUCUUCUGCUCUGCUGCUGAGCUUGCCGUUGAGCCCAACGGUAUAACACUAAUGUGUUGAGGAGAGGGUCUGGAUGUGCCUUGUGUUCUGCUAUCCCCUAUAUCAGUAUGGAAACCCUCAACUCAGGAUAUUUCGCACCAACUUUUUUAUGACCCUUGUGAGACCUGGGAAGGAGCAACCAGAGGAUACGGUCCAGUUUAGGAUUCCCAUGGAGAUGACAAAACCUGAUGUGAAAAAUUAUCUGCAAGGCAUCUACAAUGUCCCAGUGGCUGCAGUAAGGACCAGAAUACAAUACUGUACUAACAAGAAGAGAAAUCAUAAGAAUCAGAGGGUGAAGCGGCCUGAUUAUAAAGUUGCCUAUGUUCAGUUAGCCGAAGGUCAGACUUUCAAAUUUCCAGACAUUUUUCCUCAGAAGGAUCAAACUCCCGAAUCAGGCUCUCUGGAAGAAAUCCAAAAUAAGUUUUUGGAAGAUGAGAAGCAGAAGCAGAAAGCAGAUCCUCGACGAGGAGGUGUCACUGAAUGGUUUGGACUUUGAGAGAAACAGCUCUUUGGAAAUUGUACUUACAUUUUUUUUAGAAGAGAUAUUUUUCAGAUGCUGUUCAUUGUGACGGGUAACUCCUGUGGACAUUAUACAUUCUGAUAACUAUUGCUCAGCAAACUCUCAAGUAAUUUGUGUAGCUUCUUAUAAAGCAGUGGUGUAGAGUUCUGUAUUGUGGGAUUUGAGUGAGUUUUGAUUUCUGUUAAUUGAAAAUUUGGCUUGAUGUGCACGCACUGCUGAGCAUAGUUUAUCUGUGAAUGGGUGCCAAACUGCGAAUGUGUAUGUAAGGUAGUAUAUGGGCACCAGCAGUUUAAGCUGAUUUGUUAAGAUGACAAGUUUGAUGUUUGGUGGGGGCAUAUGGAAAAGAAAUGAAAUUAUUCUAAGACCAGCUGUCAUUUAAAAGAUUAUGCUUGCCAAGGAAUUUAUUGGGUUACUUUGUACACUAUAUUUUUAAGAGGAAAUCAAGUUAUGAAUUGUAUCUGUUCAUUCUUGUUCUAGCAGCAGUCUUAAAUAUUAAAUAAAGUUUGAAAGGGGAAA
Messenger RNA from Pristis pectinata (smalltooth sawfish), 1120 nucleotides. RefSeq names its product mitochondrial ribosomal protein L23 (gene mrpl23). Gene Ontology annotation, cellular component: ribosome; mitochondrial large ribosomal subunit. The transcript is spliced from 5 exons. The record is from RefSeq and is a predicted model, not a curated record. Gene Ontology annotation, biological process: mitochondrial translation. Lineage: Eukaryota; Metazoa; Chordata; Chondrichthyes; Rhinopristiformes; Pristidae. The coding region runs from base 119 to 580 and encodes 153 amino acids. Gene Ontology annotation, molecular function: structural constituent of ribosome.